UUAGUCCAAGUCCAGUACAAAUCCAUCCGCAUCCAAGAAAAAAAAAAAACCAAAAAAAACGAUAAAUUCUUGGACAUUUUUCUCUCAAUUUCUGUUUUGUUACUUUGUUCCUCUAGAACACAAAAGAAUACAAAAAAUUAAAUAACAACAAAAUUAUUUAUCAAAUAAAAUUCUUUAACAAAAUAAAACAAAAAAAAAAAAACUGAAAUCAUGAGUACAUCUUAUCGUCUCGUGGUCAAUAGCAGCACCAAAAGCUCGACACUUUCACGAGUCGUCUUAUCAAACUCGAGAGUGCAUUGCUGCUAGUCAUGAGAUUUAUAAAUUUUAAAUAAAACACACAAAAGACUUCAAAUCUCUCCGUCUAACAAAAAUAACAAAAAACGAAACAAAAAAAAAAAAACCAAAGAUGCGAUUAUUUGCAAAAAUUAAAUUAUUCCUUUCGAUUAUUUUGAUUGUUCUUGGUAUAACUUUGGCAUUUUGGCUUUGGAAGGACAAUGGAACAAAUGAAAUUCCAUCUCGAAGAACAUCCAGAAAUGGUCCAGCUACAAGCCCACCUGUUAUACUCUGGUGGACUAAACUCCUGCCAAAGUAUCAUCAAACCAAACGAUGCGGAUUCAAUCAAUGUACGUUUACUGUCGAUAGAAAUCUACUUAACAACAAUAACACAAAAGUUUUAGUAUUUUAUGGUUCGGACUUGAAUAAAACCGAUUUACCAUUACCUCGCCAACCCCAUCAUUUAUGGGCGUUGUUUCACGAAGAAUCUCCCAAAAAUGUGCCAUUUAUUCAAUCAGCAAAAAUUCUCAAGCAUUUUAAUAUAACAUCGACAUUUAGUCGUCAUUCGAAUUUCCCACUUACCACUCAAUUCAUUCAAAGUGAGAAGGAAUUAACCGAUCGAAAGUAUUUGGUUGCAAUUGGGACAAAAUCUUUAUUGCGUGAAACUGAGAAUCUAGCACCAGUGGCAUUUGUUCAAUCGAUUUGUGACACUGCCUCGGGAAGGAAUGAAUAUAUCAAAGAAUUGAUGAAAUAUAUUGAUAUUGAUUCGUAUGGAAAAUGUUUGCAUAAUAAGGAUUUGCCCAAAGAAUUGACUGGAGACUAUUUGAAUACAAUUCAAUCGGAGGAGUUCUAUCGAUUCUUUGCACGAUACAAGUUCAUCAUUGCCUAUGAGAAUGGUGUAUGCAAGGAUUACAUCUCGGAGAAAUUCUGGAGACCAUUGAUUAUGGGCAAUAUUCCUAUUUACUUUGGAUCACCAACAAUUAAGGAUUGGGAGCCAACAAAAAAAUCCGUCAUAUAUAUCUCAGACUUUGCCAGUCCAAAAGCUCUAGCCGAAUAUUUAAAACGUCUCGAUGCCAACGAUCACGAAUACAAUACAUACCUAGAUCAUAAAUACUCAAUGUUACAUUCCGUAACAAAUGAUUUACUUAAAGCCACCCUACUCGAACGAGAUUUUGAAUCCGACAAUCAAUUUGAAUUAUUCGAAUGUUUUAUAUGUAAUCGAAUUCAUGAUGAUAACUUUCACUCAAUAGCCGAUGUAGGGCACUAUGAUUGUGGUGGUGAUGGCGAUACCAAUAAUCGAUUGCAAUACCCUGCUAUGGAAACAUCAAUGAAACAUUCCGAUUGGCCAUCAAUUAUGUCAAUGGGUAAAUGUGAGGCAGGUGUGCUGGAUGCACUGCUUCAGAGGAAUACAAAUUUUACCGAGUUAGAAUUUGCCGAUAUGCUGCAACAAGAUAUUAAGACAACAAAAUGUCGAUUAUGAUGAUAAAGGGUAGGAUGUAAGGGAGAGUGGAUUGGAGUGAGAUAUUUGUAGAUUGAUACACACUUAUUUAGAGUUUAAGUUAUUAUUUUUUUUCUCUCUUUAAAUUUUUAGCUAAUUUUUAAUAAAAAAAAUAAAACUUUUUUUGUGAUAGAAAAAAAAAAAAAAUUAAAUAAAAGAC
Molecule: messenger RNA, 1931 nt
Organism: Episyrphus balteatus (marmalade hoverfly)
Lineage: Eukaryota; Metazoa; Arthropoda; Insecta; Diptera; Syrphidae
Gene: FucTB
Product: alpha-(1,3)-fucosyltransferase B
Exons: 5
Coding region: 407-1753 (448 amino acids)
Cellular component (GO): membrane
Molecular function (GO): alpha-(1->3)-fucosyltransferase activity
Source: RefSeq, a predicted model, not a curated record